Messenger RNA from Mercurialis annua (annual mercury), 974 nucleotides. Its product is annotated as endo-1,3;1,4-beta-D-glucanase-like. Bases 128 to 847 code for a protein of 239 amino acids. Lineage: Eukaryota; Viridiplantae; Streptophyta; Magnoliopsida; Malpighiales; Euphorbiaceae. Gene Ontology annotation, molecular function: hydrolase activity. The record is from RefSeq and is a predicted model, not a curated record. The transcript has 7 exons.
ACGGCUAGUCGUUAUCGAGUACUCUGACUGAAAAUGUUUAUUUUACUCUUACUUUUUCCAUAUCUGUGAAAGGCUGCAAGUUUCUAGCUAUUUUCUCACAUAACAUUCUCUUUAUCUUCCAAAAAAAAUGUCAGGAUCUCAGUGCUGCGAGAAUCCACCAACACUGAGCUCUGGGUAUGGAGCCGGGUCUAUAACUGAAAUUGGAGGUCUCAAAACAUACAUUACUGGACCUUCUGAUUCCAAUCGUUCAGUUGUUCUCAUCUCUGAUAUUUUUGGAUAUGAGGCACCAAACUUGCGGAAGCUCGCUGAUAAAGUUGCAGCUGCGGGAUUCUAUGUGGUGGUGCCUGACUUUUUCAAGGGAGACCCUUAUGUACCUGAAAAUGCUGACAGGCCAAUACCAGUUUGGAUAAAGUCCUAUGGAACAGAUAAAGGUUAUGAAGAUGCAAAGCCGGUUAUUGCUGCUUUAAAAAGUAAAGGCAUAUCAGCAAUAGGAGCAGCAGGAUUCUGCUGGGGUGCCAAGGUGGUUGUAGAUCUAUCAAAGUCCGAUCACAUUCAAGCUGCAGUGAUUUUACAUCCUGCCCUAGUCACCGUAGAUGAUAUUAAAGAGAUCAAGGCUCCAAUUGCUGUCUUGGGAGCUGAAUAUGAUCAGGUCGCCCCCCCUGCACUUCUCAAACAGUUUGAAGAAGUUCUAUCUGCAAGGUCCGAGAUUAACGGCUAUGUCAAGAUAUUUCCUGGUGCUCCACAUGGAUGGAGCGUCCGGUAUGACGCAGAAGAUGAAAGGGCGGUCAAAAGUGCUGAAGAAGCUCAAAUAGAUAUGCUGGACUGGUUUGCUGAGUAUGUCAAAUGAAAGGAUUGACGUCUAUGGUUUUCCAAAUCAAUCUCAAAUAGACUAUAAUCAUGUACCAUCCCAAUACAAUCUCUUAAACGUGUAACUGAACAUGAAUGAGUAUUAUAAAUAAACUUUUGAUUGUUAA